This is a messenger RNA of Coprinopsis cinerea okayama7#130, 1242 nucleotides long. Its product is annotated as tRNA-intron endonuclease. Gene Ontology annotation, biological process: tRNA-type intron splice site recognition and cleavage; tRNA splicing, via endonucleolytic cleavage and ligation. The transcript is spliced from 5 exons. Lineage: Eukaryota; Fungi; Basidiomycota; Agaricomycetes; Agaricales; Psathyrellaceae. The record is from RefSeq and is a predicted model, not a curated record. The coding region runs from base 1 to 1242 and encodes 413 amino acids. Gene Ontology annotation, cellular component: tRNA-intron endonuclease complex. Gene Ontology annotation, molecular function: tRNA-intron lyase activity; nucleic acid binding.
AUGUCGCUGGUAGCGCCCAACCCGCAAGGCAAACGUUCCCGCAAAGGAGGAGCACGUAACCACGAAAACAACAGGAUCUAUGCGCAUCCACUACCCCUUCUAUUCGUCGAUUCCCCAGCUGGCCCAGUCAAGUCUGUGCUCGGCUUACUUGGACUCUCUUUGACUCGAAUCGAGAAUCCUCACUGUGAAGGGAUCUUUGACCCAAUAACACGAUCUGUAUGGGUAUCGAAUAUGGAGGAUUCGAUGGUGCUGUGGAGGAGAGGGUUCUUCGGCAAAGGAAACCUCUCCCGCAGCGAACCCAGUUGGCUAUCCCGUCAACUCAACAUACGAAAGGCAGCUCAGGGAAAACAAUUAACUUCCGAAGAAGUAACCGCACGAAGACGGGCAGAGCGGAAACAAUUCAAGUUGGAUCGGGCGAGGGCUAUCGCAGCGGUCGCCCAAGAAGCCGAAGAAAUCUUCGAGAAAGAGGGUAGAGUUAUUGCUCCUGCGUUAUCCGGCCCUGCUAUCCCCUCAGCUGCAACCUGGAAACCUUCCCAACCCAUCGAAUUCCCCGCACGAGCAGCAACACCAGCCGACUCCAUCGACGGUGCAGACGAAGGAGAAGAGGAAGAGGAAGAACUGAAAAACGUCGAGCACCUCCAACUAACACUCCAAGAAGCUUUCUUCCUCCUCUGGAACAUGGAUUGCCUAACCGUUCUCGAUCCAAACACAGCAUGGCGUCUCACAGAAAAACCAAAACAGCUCGAGCCAAUGUCCCUGAAAGACAUUUGGAUCGCCUUCCAACGCGCACAUCUACCUCCUUCCUUCGACCAACCACCUCCCCCACUGCAAUUCGACAACCCAUUCCUCAUCAACUACGUGGUCUAUCACCACUACCGUUCCCUCGGUUGGGUUGUAAAAGGCGGCAUCAAAUUCUGCGUUGACUACCUCUUGUAUAAAAGGGGUCCAGUCUUCAGCCAUGCAGAGUUCGCACUGGUCGUAAUGCCAGUAUACGAAGACGAACAAGAUCAAGCCAGUUCAAUGGUGAACCUCCAAAACUCGACACCCUUCACUUGGUCCUGGCUGAGCACCAUAAACCGAGUGAACUCUCAAGUGCAAAAGACUCUCGUACUCGUCUACGUUACCAUCCCCUCAGAAUCCCGAAUAUCCACUAAUGUCCUCAAUUCCCCCGCCUGCUUCAAACACUAUUCUAUACGCGAGGUCGUCCUCCGCCGAUUCAUUCCCGCACGGAUGCGCGACUGA